Adineta ricciae is the source of this 2535-nucleotide messenger RNA. The record is from the annotation of a GenBank genome assembly. NCBI's taxonomy places the organism in Eukaryota, Metazoa, Rotifera, Eurotatoria, Adinetida, Adinetidae.
AUGAAUACAAUUAUGUUGUCGGAUACUUGUCAUUCCGUCAAUGGUCUCUAUACUCUUGGAAAAACAAUUGGAACUGGCCAUUUUGCUGUCGUCAAACUUGCUCGACAUGUCUUCACCCAAAAGGAAGUGGCAGUGAAAGUUAUUGAUAAACAUAAACUAGAUGAUAUAUCAAAGGCGCAUUUAUUUCAAGAAGUUAUGUGUAUGAAAUUAGUUCAACAUCCCAAUGUUGUUCGUCUAUACGAAGUUAUCGAUACACCUAGCAAACUGUAUCUGAUUUUGGAACUGGGCGAUGGAGGUGAUAUGUAUGACUACAUUACCAAACAUGUUAAUGGUCUUAAUGAAUCGUUAGCACGCCGAUAUUUUUGGCAAAUAUGUCGAGCGUUGAAAUACUGUCAUGAAAUGCAAGUUUGUCAUCGUGAUUUGAAACCGGAAAAUUUAGUUUUCUUCGAGAAACAAGGCGUUGUGAAAUUGACCGACUUCGGUUUCUCCAAUCAAUUUACACCCGGUAAAAAACUUCUGACUAGUUGCGGAUCUUUAGCAUAUUCAGCACCGGAAAUCUUACUCGGUGAUCCGUAUGAUGCAGCAGCCGUUGAUAUCUGGAGUUUGGGUGUGAUUUUAUUCAUGCUUGUGACUGGCCGGGCGCCAUUCCAAGAAGCUAAUGAUUCCGAAACAGUGAUGAUGAUUCUUGAUUGCUCCUACAAACUUCCCUCUACUGUUUCAACCGAAUGUCAGCAUUUAAUUCAUCGAAUGAUUGUACGCGAAUCAGAGAAACGUGCGACACUCGAUGAAGUCAUGUCGGACCUCUGGCUUCAUCUACAUACAUCCGACGAAGAUGGCGACGAUGAAGAUGAUGAUGAACAGAAUGAAAUUGAAUCAUCGCGGUUCAUAUCGGAAGAUGAACAUCAAUCGAUUCUUCAACAAAUGAUCACUGGAAAUAUCGCAGACAAAGACACUAUACUACAAGCUUUAAACGAAGGACGAUAUAACUACAUAACAGCAACAUACUAUCUCCUUGCAGAAAACCUUGCACAAUAUAAAAUCGUCAAUCGGGAGCGAAAUGUCAAGCGACAGCGACGAACAUGUCAACCAAUAAAUGUUUUAACUAAUGAACAGAUCGGUGUUUACAUAUCUCCAUCUUCCAAUUUUAAAUUUGAUGAUGUUUCCCUACCACGAACAAGACGAAAUUCACUUGAUGAGAAUGAUGACGAUAUCACUGGAAAAGAAAAUACAGCGCCAUUGGUGAUAACUCCGAGACAUUCGAUCGAUUCGACAAAUGAUCUUCCGUUCUCAGCAUUGAUUGAAGAUGACGAAGAACGACCUACAGUGCAACAACGUACACCAAGUGCAAACAUACCGACAACGCCAGCACAAACGAUGAGAAUGAUAUUAGAAGAAGAUGAAAAUCCUGAACCAUCACCGACCGAUAAAUCCGACAUGACAAAGCACCAAAUAACCAAUAUACCGAAAUUACGAAAGAUUGUCGAAAGUGGAGACGAAGACAAUCAAUCUUCUAUAUCGACCACAACAGUUCGUGUCGAGAAUCCGACAACAACCAGUGGAAUUCUUCGUUCGAAAGAUCUACGAUCUGUUAUCGAAACACGUCGACGAAAUUUUAGUCGAAGUCAUUCCAGUUCUGAUAGCGAAGAUAAUAGUAGCCUCUACGAAAUAAGUCGCGCACCAAAUCGGAAACAAACACGUUCGCCAGGUUCAUUUCAAGAAAUCGAAUCGGCAACAAAUUCCCGUGGAAGAUCAAUGAGCAAUAUCGAACACGUCCUAAACGACAUUCCUUCAUCUAAUACUCAACAACAGAUCAUUUCGACGAAUAGUAAUGAUUAUCUGAAACGCAAAAGUUUCUCGCGUGCAAGUUCAACGUUAUCGACAAAUCGUUUGUUAUUAGUUAAUGCAAAUGAUGACAAUAAUUCAGAUACUUUAGCGACAAGUAGUUCUAUUGUCACGAAUGAUCGAUCGCGCAGCUUAUCUGUCGAUCAUCGACUUACUAAUCAUUCUCAAUUUUCCAUUGCUUCACGAAUAUCGAUACGAUAUUCUACGCCACGUGAGUCAACCGUAUUUACAAAAACCGAUGCGCCAAUGAUUGUACGUUUACUACAACAAAGUCAUCAUCAGGAUUCGAAUGAUGCCAUCAAAACCAUCAUUGAGCAUCAACGUUCACGUUCGAUCUCGUUAAAUCAAGAAAAUCAACAAACACCUGUUAUCAUUGAAGAAGAUAUCACAUCACCAUCAUCGCCAAUAGCAUCGACGAAAUCGAAUCGAAAUUCGAAAUCUCCUAUUAUCAAAAAGAUCAGUAGCGGCGUAACCAAAUCGAAUAUAAUUGCUCCGACUAUCGAACGUGUGAAUGUCGGUCACGCCCAUGACUCAUCAUCAUCUUCACAACAUUCAGUUCUGUCAACAUUGAAAUGUUCGCUCAUUAAACAUCAACAACAACGAAAAACGCUUGUUGAAGAUGCAUCGAACUCGAGAGAAAGAAAAAACAAGCAUUCAAGAAGCAAACAUCGAGCAUGUUGUACGAUUGCUUGA